Messenger RNA from Tauraco erythrolophus (red-crested turaco), 1266 nucleotides. The record is from RefSeq and is a predicted model, not a curated record. Lineage: Eukaryota; Metazoa; Chordata; Aves; Musophagiformes; Musophagidae.
UUCCUCCAGCAGUACCACCACUACCAGUCCCAUGUGGAGAUCUUCUCCUUCCAGCCGGACAAGCCCAGUAAGGAGCUGGCGGAGCUGGUCAUGUUCCUGGCACAGGUUGCCCACUGCUACCCAGAACACAUGGCCAACUUUCCCCAGCAGCUGAAGGAGCUGCUCUCCUACCACCAUACUGUCCUGGAUGUAGACCUGCGCAUGACCUUCUGUAAGGCAUUGAUCUUGUUAAGAAACAAAAACCUAAUAAAUCCAACAAGUUUGCUGGAGCUCUUCUUUCAGUUGCUGAGGUGUCAUGAUAAGCUACUACGAAAAACUUUAUAUACUCACAUCGUGUCGGACAUCAAGAAUGUCAAUGCUAAGCACAAAAAUAAUAAAGUAAACACAACACUGCAGAAUUUCAUGUAUACGAUGUUGAGAGACAGCAAUCCCACUGCUGCCAAGAUAUCUCUAGAUGUGAUGAUAGAACUGUACAGAAGGAAUAUUUGGAACGAUGCCAAAACAGUAAACGUCAUCACAACUGCCUGCUUUUCCAAAGUGACAAAGGUGUUAGUUGCUGCUUUGAAGUUCUUCCUUGGGAAGGAUGAAGACGAGAAACAAGACAGCGAAUCGGAAUCUGAGGACGAUGUUCCCACAGCCAGAGAUCUGAUGGUACGGUAUGCAACUAACAAGAAAACUACCAAGCGAAAGAAAAAACUGGAAAAAGCGAUGAAGGUUCUCAAGAAACACAAGAAGAAGAGCAAGCCAGAGGUGUUCAAUUUCUCUGCUAUUCACUUGAUUCAUGAUCCCCAAGACUUUGCAGAGAAACUGCUGAAACAGCUGGAGAACUGUAAGGAGCGAUUUGAAGUGAAGAUGAUGCUCAUGGACCUCAUAUCUAGGCUAGUUGGAAUACAUGAGCUUUUCCUUUUUAACUUUUACCCCUUCGUUCAGAGAUUCCUACAGCCCCAUCAGAGAGAAGUGACAAAGAUUCUUCUGUUUGCUGCACAGGCUGCGCAUCAGCUUGUGCCACCUGAGAUUAUCCAGUCAGUGUUAAUGACCAUUGCCAACAACUUCGUCACCGACAAGAAUUCUGGGGAGGUCAUGACCGUAGGAAUCAACGCGAUAAAAGAAAUCACUGCGAGAUGUCCCUUAGCCAUGACGGAAGAUCUGCUCCAAGACCUUGUUCAGUACAAGACUCACAAAAACACAAAUGUGAUGAUGUCUGCAAGAACUCUGAUACACCUUUUCCGUUCUCUGAAUCCAGAGAUGCUGCAGAAGAAAUUCAGG